AUGUCUUUACGUAAAUUAAAGAAAAAACUGUUUAAAAGUUCUUCUCGUCACCAUGAUGAAUCCGGUCUUUCAACCCGCUCCAAUUCAGCUUCAACUUCAGAAAUAUUUUCGGAAGAUAGUAACCAGAAUGUCUCAUCUCAUAAAAAUACAGAGGAAAAAGAGGAACAAGAGGAACAGACAGAUAUACUUGACGAUUUUGAAGGAGUCAGUAACUUAGCUCAACCAACUUCAUUAGUAUUAGAUGUUUGUCAGUUUACUGCGUCAAUGGGUUCGACAAUCCUGGACCCGGUUUCAAAAUUUUUUCCCAUCGUUGGAGAUGUAGCAAAUAUUUUAAAUCAAGUUAUUCACAUUUAUGAUGUAGCUCAACAUAAUAAAAAAAUUUGUGGAGUUUUAUUGGAUAGGGUUACAGUUGCUGAUGCUGCUGUUCGUAAUCUUAAAAUCCGUAGAAAAGAAUAUAUCUCAUUCUUUACUAAAAGCAAUUACCUGGCAUUAAAAGGAUUUGUAAAUACCAUUAAAGAAAUUAAAAAAUUUGCGAGUGAAAUAUCACAACUUUCCAAAAUAAGUAAAUACUUAAGAGCAGAAUCUAUUGAUGAUACUUUUCGAGAGUUAGCCAAAAAAUUUGAUGAUCACAUGAACGUAUUACAAUUUGCCAUUACCAUUGACUCUAAAAUUCAAUCGGCGAAAGAUGCACAAGUUAUCAAAGAAGACCUUGGAAUUAUGAAAGAUUUUCUAGGUUCAAUAGGUAGUGGUAUUACAAACAUGGACAAUAAGGUUAAUGAAAUAGUCACAAUUAUUUCAACACUAAAUGAAAAUUUUAACAAUUCGGUAAAUCAUCAACCUUCUGCCGAUGAUCCACUAAAUAUUAACGAUUAUGAAUUUGAUCCUAAUUCAGUAAGUAGUAAUAAAAAAGUUCACAGGCGAACUCGAAAAUCUGAUAAAAUUGAUUUGGCCUUUAAAGAGUUGUCUAUUCAAGAUGAUCCAGAUAUUACAAUGAAUAGUGUAUCAGUACAAGUAACCAUUUUAAAGAAACUCCAAACAUGUGAAGAAAUUAUUAAAUUUAUUGGAUUAUGUAAAGACAACGAUAAUCUAUUUUUAGUCACGGAAUGGGUGGAUAAUGGUAAUUUAAGGGAAUUUUAUAAAAGUCGUACAGAUUUGGAUCAAAAAACAAAAAUUUCAUUUGCCCUUGAUAUCGCUCGAGGACUUAAUUUUUUGGCAUCAGUACAGAUGCUUCAUCGUGAUCUUAGCUCAGAAAAUAUUUUGAUUACACUUCAAAAGAAAGCAAAGAUUGCUAAUUUUUCAUUCAGUCGUGGAAUCUCAGAAGCUACGCGAAAUAUUAAAGCAAACAUCAAAAACGUUAGGUAUACGGCACCCGAAAAAUUAAGAUCACAAGCUGAUUAUAAAAAUCAAAAAGAUUACAGAGAACAUACAUAUGAUACUAGAUGUGAGGUUUACAGUUUCGGUGUGUUAUUGUGGGAAAUAUGGGAAUUAAAAAUUCCAUAUGAGGACGAUGAUAGUAUCAUGAGUAUUCGAGGAAAGGUCAUAAAAGGAUAUCGCGAGAAAUUUUCCCCAGGAGUACAUCCUGACUAUGAAAGAUUAGUUUCAAGCUCUACAUGUGGAGCUUGGAAUGAUGAUCCAAGAUUUCGACCAAAUUUUACUGAUAUGUUUUUAUCGCUUAAGAGAUUAUUUGAAGCAAUUAUGAUUCAAUCCGAAUCCGCUAAGAACUCACCAAAUAUUAAACCUAUACAAAUUAAAAAAGAUGAAAAUGACAUUGAUAGUGACUGUAUGCUCACUAUUGAUUAUACAUCAAUUGGAGAUAUGACACUAUAUGAAGCCAUCGCAAAACAUGAAGAAAUCACGAAAAAUCAUGAAGAAGAUAUUAGUAUUAAAGAAAGUAUAUGGAAAUGUUUUGAAGAAUAUGCAGCAUUGGGUGACAUCGAUGCCAAAUAUUGGAAAGGUUAUUACUUAUAUUACAAUGAGCUUAAAGGACCUAAAGAACUAGAAAGUCAACGAACCGAAGAAGCGAUGCAAUUAUUUAAGGAAGCGGCAGAUGAAGGAAAUAUACCAGAAGCACAAUUGAGAUAUGGAAAUUAUUUGAGUAAAAUGGGAAAAAAGGAGAAAACGUUAGCACCAAAAUAUUUUCAGAAAGCAGCUGAUAAUGGGAAUGUUAUGGCAAUGUAUAAUAUUGGAAAUAUGUAUUAUCGUGGAAUCUUAGUUAAGAAGAAUAUUGCUGAAGGAGAAAGAUAUUUAAGAUUAGCAGCUUGUAAUCAGAAUAAGCCAGCUAUAGAAUUAUUAGACGCAGUAGACGCAAUUAUUUAA
Diversispora eburnea is the source of this 2316-nucleotide messenger RNA. NCBI's taxonomy places the organism in Eukaryota, Fungi, Glomeromycota, Glomeromycetes, Diversisporales, Diversisporaceae. The record is from the annotation of a GenBank genome assembly.